AUCGCAUACACCUUCGCAAUGCCAGCGCUGUCGGCCCGCGACCGCGCGAUCCUCGAGUUCGCAUGCUGCACCUUCUACCUCCAGACCAAGCCUGCGGCCGACGAGCCAGCAGCGCCACCCGAGUCGCUGCCGCCCACGGACAUGGCCGGCGCAGCCGACGACGAUGGCAAUGACGACGACUUUGGCCUGGAAGCGGACGACGCCAUUGACGAUGCCACGGCCACGGUGCCAUCAAGCACGCACAGCGCGCCGGCCAACUCGCUGCACAUCGACGCCGAGACGCCGCCCGAAGCGCCGCCGUCCGUGCUUGCCGAGGCCCUCAUGGAGAUGGCAGGCACGCUGCUGUACGCGGAUCCUGGCUCGGUUGUCGUUCGCGAGCACUUGAUUGCAUCUCUUGCCCACCUCGCGUUCAAGACGACGGCCCGCGGCCUGCGCCCCACAAACGACUGCGAGACGAUCGUGCGCUUUUGGUGCAACUGUGUUUCGAUGGGGCUCCGAGGCGAGUACGAUCACAUGGGUGCGUGGUCGACCAACUGGCUCUGGGUCCUUCGCUGCGCGGACCUGCUCCUCCUCAACGUCGCGCCCAUGGGCCUCGAGAGCGCGGCGUGGCGCACCAGCAUCGUGCGUGCACUCGACGGUAUCUCCCAAGCCUGCCUCGGCACGCAAAACAAGGUCAUCGGCAAGGCGAUCUUCGACUGGGUCAUGGAGCUCGCCCAAGCUUUGUGACCCGCUACGCACGCGGUGGCGGUCGCAUGGGACAUGGCGGCAAGCUUGGCCGAGUGGGCAUCGCGCAAGGGUUAUUCACUUGGCAUCGCGCGGCCGAAUCCUUCGUUAUUAACACCUUCAUGGAGCCAGCA
Messenger RNA from Saprolegnia parasitica CBS 223.65, 857 nucleotides. RefSeq lists its product as hypothetical. NCBI's taxonomy places the organism in Eukaryota, Oomycota, Saprolegniomycetes, Saprolegniales, Saprolegniaceae. The record is from RefSeq and is a predicted model, not a curated record. Bases 19 to 726 code for a protein of 235 amino acids. The transcript is spliced from 2 exons.